Molecule: messenger RNA, 189 nt
Organism: Ilex paraguariensis (yerba mate)
Lineage: Eukaryota; Viridiplantae; Streptophyta; Magnoliopsida; Aquifoliales; Aquifoliaceae
Source: the annotation of a GenBank genome assembly
AUGGUGGUUAAGUUGACCAUUUUGAUUGAGGACCCGAGACAAGUCGAGCGGAGGAGGUUGCUUGGCAUUGAUGAUGCUGAUGCUCCAACCAGGGAAGACUUAGCUUCUGUUUUAGAAGAAGUAUGUUCCUUGUUCAAUGCUACGGACCCUUUAUUAUACCAUGAUUUGCAUCAAUGUUGGUCAAUGUGA